GACAUAUUUAAAAUAGGAGAAAAAUGGAAACCAGCUGAUAACGGUGAAGUAGAAGAUCAGCAUAAGGAAGUAUUAUUUCCACCUAGAAGAAAAAAUAUGUGCACAUCAAAUUUAGAAAAUCUAGACACUGGUAACAUGGGACUUAGACUUCAUACUUAUGCUAGCCACUCAUUAUUAGCAGAUGUAUUACUUACAGCAAAAGAAGAGGCACAAAGCAUAAUAAAACAAUAUAAAAACCAAAAUAACGACAAAAUUGACCCAAAAGACAAUGUUACUGUAUGUACUGCCUUGAAAUAUAGCUUUGCAGAUUUAGGAGAUAUUAUCCGAGGUAGAGAUCUAUGGACUAAAAAUGAUGAUAUGGAAAAAAUAGAAGAUAGUUUGAAA
This is a messenger RNA of Plasmodium gaboni, 384 nucleotides long. RefSeq names its product putative EMP1-like protein. The record is from RefSeq and is a predicted model, not a curated record. Gene Ontology annotation, molecular function: host cell surface receptor binding. NCBI's taxonomy places the organism in Eukaryota, Apicomplexa, Aconoidasida, Haemosporida, Plasmodiidae. The transcript has a single exon. Gene Ontology annotation, cellular component: membrane. The annotation marks the transcript as partial.